This is a messenger RNA of Paramecium tetraurelia, 885 nucleotides long. RefSeq lists its product as uncharacterized. The transcript is spliced from 3 exons. The record is from RefSeq and is a predicted model, not a curated record. Lineage: Eukaryota; Ciliophora; Oligohymenophorea; Peniculida; Parameciidae.
AUGCUCCUUUCUACAUCUAAACUUGCAACAUCAAAAUUAUCCAGAUCAUAAUUAUCAAGCCCAUAAAGGUCGACGGUCAAUUAUCUAAGCCAAGAUUUGGAUUCACCAUCAAGACAAAGAAUCAAGUUAUUAUCUGAUAAAUGGAAUCACAUUCAGAAUGGAAUUGACAAGGAUAAAUUGGAGAAGAGAGAAGUAUUAGAGGAGAGAAUUAAAAUCAUUGAAGAUGUGUUAUCAUAAGAAAAACCAAAGGAUGAGUAGAAAUUUAAAAUACUUAAGGAUUAAGUGCUUAAAUUACAAGAUCAUGCACAUAAUUAAAAAUCUGAAAGAGAGGCAUUUGACGAUAAAAAAGAGAAAGAUUUCAGAAUAUUAUCAGACAAUGUUGCACUUUCAUUUGAGCAAGAGAAAAAUGCUAGAGGAUAAGCAGAAACAAAGUUAUAAAAACAAAUAGAUGAAAGAUUUGCUUAAAUUACAUUAACAAUCACUAGAAACACCCAUCAAUAUGAAGAUAGAAGUUAAGCCAAAAUAGCUGAAGUCUUAUAGCAAAUCUCAGUAGUAAAAAACUAAUUAGAUCAAGAAAGAUAAUCAAGAGAAGAGUCAGCAGAAUCUUUAUCUGAAUAGAUUGAUUCUGAAAUUAAUAAGUUUUCUGAUUAAUUACUCGUAGAAAAGAAGGUUAGAGAAGAAACGUAGGGAAAGAUAUUUAGAAUGAUCGAGGAUGUUCAUGGUAAAUUGCAAUAAGACAUCAAUUUUGAAAGAAGGGAGAGAGAGGCCACAACUGAAGCUUUGUUAAAACUGUUGGAAGAUGCAUGCAUCAAAAUAGAUAAAAAUUUUAGAUCAUUUUGAUUUAUCAUUAAUAAUAUAUAUUAAUUAAUUUUUAGUAUACAAUAA